CACGACAAAGAUGAAGAGCGCAAUAAAUUUUGAAGAACCCUAAAAAGUGAAUUUUUUUUUUCCCCAGCUUGCGCUUCCUCUACUUGGAAGCGCAGCGAUAAUUGCCGAAUCAUUUGGUUUGAAUCAAAUCCAUCAAUCGAUUAGCAGUGGCAGGAAUGAAACGUCUCGCCGGUUCCGACUCCAAUCUCGACGGUAGUAGCGAUCCCUUUUUCCAGAGUAAACGAAUAAUGGCAGGAUCCCCAUUUGAUAUUCACAGGGCAGAACCAUCUCAGCAGCAACCAACGAAGACACCCCCCUUGGAUGUGCACCGUGCUGAAUCAUCUAGGCAGCAUGUGAGAGCACUCAAUUCCCAAUUUGCAAGCUGGGUCCAAUCACAAUUACAAAAUCACCCUGAUGAACUUUGGGAAGAUGGAGUGCGAGAUUACCUAGCUCAUGCUUCAAACAUAAUGGAGAAAUUUAGUGAUGUUGUUAGUUGGCUGAAAGCAAAUGCUAUGAAAGAAGACAAUCCACAUAAAUUGGAAUCUCAACUUGCCCCAAAGAAGCUUGUAUCUGAAAGUAAGGAUAGCCACAUAAAGCCAUUCCAGGAGCAGGGUUUAUUUGGUCUAUCUGGUACAACUGCAAGCUCUACACCUUCAUGGACUGCUGGAAUUUUUAAAAGUCAAACCCCUUUGACAUUUGGAAACCAAAGUUCGGUACCCUUAAACAAUGAUGCUGCUGAUGAUGGGGAGGGUGAAGAACUUCAGCAGCCUAGCAGCCCAUCUGUAGCAAAGACUGAAGAGAAGGGUAUUAUUGUAGUACAUGAAGUCAAAUGCAAGCUUUAUGUGAAGGUAUCAAGUGAUCCAGCAGAUAAAGAUGCAUGGAAGGAUAGAGGCACUGGGCAGCUUUCCAUCAAAUGUAAAGAGGGUAUUACCAAGGGCACAAGAGAAUCCAGACCAACAAUUCUUGUUCGAAAUGAUGUGGGAAAGGUAUUGUUAAAUGCAUUGUUAUAUCCAGGCAUCAAGACAAACAUGCAGAAAAAUUCAAUUGUUGCAAUAUUCCACACUGCGGAUGACAAUGUAAACGAUGGCGGCGAAAGUAACAGUGUUGUGGCUCGUACUUUCUUAAUAAGGACAAAGAAUGAGGAGGAUCGGAAUAAGCUAGCAGCAGUAAUUCAGGAAUAUGCGCCCCCAGCUUAAGUGAGACAGAGACAUGCUCGGAAGUGAUUCCACGCGGUCAUGUGCUCUGGGGAGCUUCAACAAAGUAGCUAACAGAUUGUAAUAUCUGAAUUGAUGUUUGUGCACUUAAAAAUUUUUUGUGAAAGGGUUGGUUUACCAGCCGACACUGCCUUA
Diospyros lotus (date-plum) is the source of this 1328-nucleotide messenger RNA. RefSeq lists its product as uncharacterized. Bases 156 to 1175 code for a protein of 339 amino acids. The transcript is spliced from 9 exons. Gene Ontology annotation, biological process: intracellular transport. The record is from RefSeq and is a predicted model, not a curated record. NCBI's taxonomy places the organism in Eukaryota, Viridiplantae, Streptophyta, Magnoliopsida, Ericales, Ebenaceae.